CGGUAUAUAAGCCCCUACCAAGUGCCUGGCUACACAACCAUCAACCACCUCAGUCCUCCUGAACAGCAAGUCAGCUAGAUCUCAGUUACAUCAUUCAAUAUGCGUCACUCUGCUAUUGCUCUCGGUCUUCUGGCCACAUUGGCCGUCGCUGCACCCAUUCAAGAUUCCACUGUCGCAAAACGUGCAGAGAACAUCGGAAUCUACCGCGACGUCGACAUGUAUCUCGACACCGUUGAGAAGCGAGAGGAGCUCUACGCUCUUGCGCCUCUUGACACUCUUGAGAAGCGUGACGAGGAUCUGGGCAUCUACCGCGACGCCGACAUGUACCUUGAUACUGUUGAGAAACGCGACGAUGACAUGGUCUAUGCUGAUGCUGUCAAUGGCCUCAACACUGCUGAGAAGCGGGAGGAGCUCUAUGCUAUUGGACUUCUUGACACGGUGGAGGAGCCUUAGAAAUCGGGAUCUUGUUGAUGACGUAUCUGUCCUCGUGGACAGGGGAAAUGAGAAGGAAGUGGUGCAUGGAUGAUGCCAGGAGUGUGGAGCAUGGUAGAG
Messenger RNA from Aspergillus sclerotioniger CBS 115572, 552 nucleotides. RefSeq lists its product as uncharacterized. Bases 100 to 453 code for a protein of 117 amino acids. The record is from RefSeq and is a predicted model, not a curated record. The transcript has 2 exons. NCBI's taxonomy places the organism in Eukaryota, Fungi, Ascomycota, Eurotiomycetes, Eurotiales, Aspergillaceae.